AGUUUAGUCGGUUUACUAUUUUAAGAUUUUAAUUGAGUUGACAAUUAAAUCGUUUUGUUAUUGUUUAAGGAGCGGGAAAGGGUCAAUCAAGAAAAGAAGGUCAGUUGAUGAGAGGAAAACAAAUUAACUUGAAGAUGAAAUUGUUUACUGGUCAAGGGAAGAUUAAGAAUGGACUUGAUCUGAAUCAUCUUCUUUUUAGACAAAAACAUGAAUAAAUUAAGAUGAACAUGAGAUCAUUAAACCUGAUUACCAGCUCAUCCAUAGGUCAUUUAACUGGACCUUCUCACCCUCGUAAUCCUUUAAAUUGUGAUUCGUUAAUUUUCAACAAUCAAGUGGAGCAAAAACUAUGUUGUCACACUAACAAUCUAAUUUCUCAUUCGGUUGAUUCAGUUAAUGGUCAUCAUCAAGAUGAAAUAGAUUAACUCUCACUUAAUCUUGUUCUACAAUAAUUAGUAACCAGAGUAGUUUUAAUUGUUACUUUAAUCAUAAAAAAAGGAUGACCGUUAGUUAACUAGUCCAUUCUUAGAAUCAAGAUGAUUUUCACUCCCUUUUACCUUCUCUCUCUCUCUCUCUCUCUCUUUCUUCAUUCUUACAUGAAUCAUAAUCAUUUUUAAUUCUAACGAUUAAGGUACAACAAUAAAUUCACCGUUAAUCUAAAUCAUCUUUCCAAUAAUCAUUUGAACAUUUGUGGUCACUUCCUAAUCUUUGAUUUCCGUUCAAUCUGAUUGUUAAUCAAAGUGAAUUUGAGUGUCUGUGGUUUAUUAUUGUGUCCAAGUGCCCACUGGUCAAUUGAGAUAAUGAAGUUAAUUACAUUUUUCGCAAUUAAUAUUAUCAACAUACUAACAUUUUCCAUCGUUAGUAUUGACUGUCAACUAUUAACUUCGGUUCUCGCUCUUGCCUCCUUGGCUCGUUUUCUCAGGCCCAGGUCAUCGUUUCCACCUUCGUCCUUUUACCCCGGAGGGUCUGGACUUCAAUCUUCACCUUAUGACCAAAUGCAGUUCAGUUCUUCAGCCUCUCACAUGAAUCCAGUCAUGGUCGCACCUCCAAACCCUUUCUCGCCAAUGUCCACUCAACCUAAUCAACCAUUUGGAUUUCCAAUGUCAUCACCUUCACCUUUAAUGCCCAAAGGUUUAUUCAACUCACCAGUCUCUGAUUGGACUCGAUUGUUACAACCAAGUGAAUCCCAAGGAAUACCAAGUAUUUAUGGUCAACAAUACCCUCCUCUUGGGGGAGGAUUCCCUGGGUCAUUCCCUGGUCUAUCAUCACCAUUUUCCGGUUUAACCUCUGGCUUGACCUCCGGCCUCUCACCAAGUCUAUCGUCCAGUUUAUCUCCUGGUCUAUCUUCCGGUCUUCCAUCAAGUUUAUCUUCAAGUUUAUCCUCUGGUUAUCCAUCAUUCUCAUCAUCACUCUUCGAACCUAAAUUACCUUUCGGUUUAUCUUCCAUGUAUCCAUUUGACGAUUAUACUGGACAAAGGAAGAGAAAUUUUCGAUUAACACCUUUCUAGACAAUCGUAAUUAACCAAACCAACAACAAUCAACUAAUUAUUAGCAAUUUAAUCAAAUUCGGAUUAACCGUUAAUCUAUUUUGAUGCUCAAAAAUCCUAAACCCUUUUCUAGCCAAAGGUUAAAUUAAUUAUCACUUUUUAAUUACAAUUUUAUCCCCUUUCCCUUAUCAUCCUCACCAUCAUUAUCAUUAUCAUCUUCAUCUUCAUUAUCAUCGCCCUCAUUAAUUAACAAUUAACUAUUAAUGGAGAAAAACAAAAUUAAACCAGUUGACAAUUACGCCCAUCGUAGCGAAACCAUUUCUCAGAACAAUUAAUUUUACUACUUUUAAUCAACAGAAAACUGUUGAAAAUAAUAUAACAUUAACUACUUGAAAUUGUAUCUCUUUUAAUUUGAUUGUUUGAUUUGAUUUGAUUUUCCUUUAAAACGGUAAAUCAU
This is a messenger RNA of Panonychus citri (citrus red mite), 1941 nucleotides long. RefSeq lists its product as uncharacterized. Lineage: Eukaryota; Metazoa; Arthropoda; Arachnida; Trombidiformes; Tetranychidae. Bases 798 to 1505 code for a protein of 235 amino acids. The record is from RefSeq and is a predicted model, not a curated record. The transcript is spliced from 2 exons.